CCUGCCUCUUCCGCAGAUCAAGACCAAAGGCAUAUAUAACAGACGGAUUCAGCAGAGAAAUCAGCAAUCUCACUCGAGUACAGACGCGGGGAUUUAGAGGGACGGCAUUCGACCCCAAACAGAAUCAGAGCAGGAUCUUCUUUAAAGAGGAAACUUUUACAAAGACCCACCAUGACGGCCAUAUCUGCUCUUCUGCUUUUUGUCUCGGCGCUCUGUCUCUCCCUGGCGGACCAGGUGACGUUACAUCGCUUCCGGAGAGGGACCCGUCGCUACAGAGAGGUCUGUACGGACACCCUCUCCACCUCUGUCUACGCCCGUGGGGCCACCUGGCUGCGCUGGAGGGGCCUGCAGGCCGAGUUCUGCCGCUGCACAUCGAGGGGAAGGGAGCAGUGUCACAGGGUCCCUGUCACCACGUGUUACAUCCCUUACUGCUACAAUGGUGGGACUUGCAAAGAGGCGGUGUACACCUCUGACUUCCUGUGUGUCUGCCAAGCUGGAUUCACAGGGCUGCAGUGCGAGAUCAACACGGCUGAGAAGUGCAUCGUGGGAAGGGGGGAGAGCUACCGCGGCACAUGGAGUGUGACCCAGUCAGGGCUCAGCUGCCUUAACUGGAAUUCCACUGCACUGCAGGGCAAGAAGUUCAACGCUCUGAAGCCAAGGGCGGGAACUCAGGGUCUGGGCAACCACAAUUACUGCAGAAACCCUGACGACGACUCGACGCCCUGGUGCUACGUCUACAAGGGGAUUCAAAUCGAGUGGGAGUACUGCUCACUGCCCAGCUGUCCUACAGAUCCAGACUUGGAAUGCCUUAAGGAUACGGGGAAGACCUACCGGGGUACAGCGACACAGACAAAAACAGGCCAGCGGUGCCUGCCUUGGGACUUCCCUGUGUUGAGGAGCAAGGUGUACAAUGCCUGGAGGUCCGACGCCGUGAAUCUGGGCCUGGCCAGCCACAGUUACUGCAGGAACCCAGAUGGUGACCUAGCGCCCUGGUGUCACGUCUACAAGGGCCUCAAGCUGACGUGGGAGUUUUGUGACAUUCGCCUGUGUGAAAAACCACCGCUGUCCCCCUCCAUCUCCGGGAUCCAUGCCCCCACAGCCAUGAACAGAGGCACUUGUGGCCUGCGGGAACAAAGAGCACUGCAGUUUCGAAUCCGCGGGGGCCAGAAGAGUGACAUUACUCUGCAACCCUGGCAGGCCGCCAUCAGGGUUUACCUCCCGCGCCCCAACAUCUACUCAUUCUUCUGCGGGGGUGUGCUGAUCGACUCCUGCUGGGUGCUGUCUGCAGCCCACUGUUUCUCUGAAGGGUAUAAAGCCGAGAACCUGCAGGUGACACUAGGAAGAACGUUCCGGCUGCAGAACUCCAGCAGCGACCAGAUCUUUGGUGUGGAGGAUUACUGGGUACACGACCAGUAUGAUGAAGCCACAGAGGACAAUGACAUCAUGUUGCUGAAGCUGAAGAGUGACAAUGGCAUCUGUGCGGUCUACACCCCUGAGGUCCGACCCGUCUGCCUGCCAGAGCCGGACCUAGUGCUCCCUGAAUGGACGGAGUGUGAGAUCUCAGGAUACGGGAAAGACAAAGAAUUCGACGCGGAAUACUCCAAUCAGGUGAAGAGGGGACACGUGCGACUGUGGCCCGACAGCCAGUGUCUGCCAGAGAAGCUGUCCAACCGACCGGUGACCCAGAAUAUGAUAUGUGCCGGCGACACCCGAGGCCUGGAUGACGCCUGCAAGGGCGAUUCUGGGGGCCCCCUUGUCUGCCCAAAGGAUGGACGUCUGACCCUGCUGGGCAUCGUAAGCUGGGGCGAUGGAUGUGGGAAGAAGGAUGUCCCGGGAGUGUACACGCGUGUCACACGCUAUGUCAGCUGGAUCACCAACAAGAUGCAGGCCAACAGUAACUAGGAUGGGCUCUUCACUGGACUCAGACCCUUGUUAUUGCGACUUGGUUAAGAACAAGCAAUUGGAUUCACAUAGGUGUAAGAAUUACCAAAGAGAACUAAUACAUAAAACAAAUGGGAAUAUAAUUAUAUUCAGAUAAACACUGCGAAUUUUAAUGUUCAUCGUGGUUUUUUUUUUUUUUUCCCCUUAGACAAAAAAGUAUAUAAUGUUUAAACUUUUAAGGGCACAUAAGUUUGUAUGUAAGAAAAUGUAUUUAUAAUGCGUGGUUUUUAACAAUUUGACAAAGUUUCAACAAUUUUUGAUUUGAAGCAGAUUUUGUAAAUUUGUUUUGUGAUGCGUACUAAUAUGGCUGAGACCUGGAACGCUGAAAGUGAAAGUCUGCUGGCAGAGAAACUGAGAUGCAGCCAUAAGCUAACCGACAGGGUUUGUGUGCAUAGGGUUGACCCCAGGCUGACCAGUCUUAUGCAUUUGUAAAUAAACAUUAGGAGAAGCAGCUAUGUUUAUAUUUAAUGCAGACAUGACUUUAAGAUCGUAAUUACUGACCUCACCGAUGCAAAUCUUUGCUGGUGGUGUGAAUGUGUGUAUAAUCCUCAUGACAACAUGAUUUAAAGUAUUUUUCUGGUUUUUUUUUUAUUACUAUUUAUAGAGCGUAACUUGUGCUUU
Paramormyrops kingsleyae is the source of this 2562-nucleotide messenger RNA. The record is from RefSeq and is a predicted model, not a curated record. NCBI's taxonomy places the organism in Eukaryota, Metazoa, Chordata, Actinopteri, Osteoglossiformes, Mormyridae.